Molecule: messenger RNA, 1014 nt
Organism: Lasiodiplodia theobromae
Lineage: Eukaryota; Fungi; Ascomycota; Dothideomycetes; Botryosphaeriales; Botryosphaeriaceae
Product: Aldo/keto reductase
Exons: 2
Coding region: 1-1014 (337 amino acids)
Cellular component (GO): cytoplasm
Source: RefSeq, a predicted model, not a curated record
AUGCCCCUCCCAACACGCAAAUUCGGAAAGAACGGCCCCGAGGUCACAGCCCUUGGCCUCGGACUAAUGGGCUUGAGCGUUGGGUAUGGGAAGCCUCGGUCAGACGCCGAGAGACAGGCGUUCCUGGAUCAUGCCUACAAAAUCGGAGAGACAAACUGGGACUCUGCUGAUGCUUACGGCGACAACGAAGACGUGCUGGGCAAGUGGUUCGCCGCGAACCCGGACAAGCGCUCCGACAUCUUCCUAUCGACCAAGUUCGGCCUGAAAUUCACCGCCGCCGGGACCCUGGAAAUCGACUCGUCCCCCGACUACGCCAAGCAAGCGCUCGACACUUCCCUCAAACGUCUCGGCAUCCCCUUCAUCGACCUCUACUACUGCCACCGCCUGGACGGCAAGACGCCCGUCGAGAAAACCGUCCGCGCCAUGGCCGACCUGCAGCGCGCCGGCAAAAUCAAGCACAUCGGCCUCAGCGAGUGCAGCGCCGACAGCCUGCGGCGCGCCAGCGCAAUCGCCCCCAUCACCGCGGUGCAGGUCGAAUACUCGCCUUUCGCGCUCGACGCCGAGAAGGUCGGCCUGUUGCAGGCGUGCCGCGAGCUGGGCGUCGCCGUCGUCGCGUACGCGCCGCUCGGCCGCGGCAUGCUGAGCGGGGCGUACCGCUCGCGCGACGACUUCGACGAGGGCGAUUACAGGCGCCGCACGCCGCGGUUCAGCGAGGAGAACUUUUCGAAGAAUUUGGUGCUGGUGGAGAAGAUUGGGGAGUUGGCGAGGGAGAAGGGGGUGACGCCGUCGCAGUUGACGUUGGCGUGGUUGAUGGCGCAGGGGGAGUAUGUUAUUCCGAUUCCGGGUACGACGAAGGAGGAAAGACUGGAGGAGAAUUUGGGGGCGCUGGAUGUGCGACUCUCGCCUGAGGAGGUGGAGGCGAUCAGGAGGACGACGGAGGCUGCGGAGGUGCAUGGAGACCGAUAUCCGCAAGAUGCUAUGGGUGAGCUUUUCGCGGAUACGCCGCCUCUCUAG